AGAAACCAGCAUUCUCGCAUGAUGGCGACAGUACCAGACGCGGCAGCGGUCCAGCCGAUGGAUGCAUUGUUUGUCUUGCAGAUCAUCAUUGAUGCGAUACAUUUGCAUCGUCAAUGUGUCUCCGGCGAGCUGGCAUGGGUGCGCCUGGGGUUUCAACUGCUGUCGUUCAAUGUCGUAGUGUUGGAUGCCGAGAUCCCGCUCACAGUUGCCGACGGAAACGGCGACGAAUUGACUGGUCAGGUGCGCAAGGGAAAGUCGUGCAUGUUUCGCAUGCACGCAGACGCACUCAUGGACGCUAUGGAAGCAAGCCCGUUGUCGCUAAUGGUUCUUGAGACCCCGACAGCAGCGGCCACAGGGCAACUAACACGACUCCUUGCCUUCACUUGCAUCGACAUGCCACGGCGCGAACGAUUUAACCAUGAAGCUGCCACUAUGAGGGAGUGGGUAAACAUUCAGAACAGUUGGACCAUAUACAACCAUGCCGGCGAUGCCGUGGGACUUGUGCAAGGUGGGGUCGUGCUUUCCCACUUGGGCAGUUCCCUCGCACCUCACCUUCAACAUGCUCUUGGUACGACGGCAUCUAUUAAAUACCUCGACGUGACAAAUUGCAGGGGCAGUUCAUGUGGCAGAUUCGUCGACUGACGCUGUUGACAUGGGAAGCAAUCAACCGACAACCGUCGUACAUGGAAUCGGUGUCAUGACAGAGACAAUACAGGUGGAGAAAGUAGAGGCCGGUGUGCAAUGCGAUGCGGAGUCAUGUCAAGUCGAGACAGUCGAGAAUCCGCGCAUUGUCGAAGCUGCCGUCGACUGCGACGACGUCUUCAUAGCACGGCGGCCUCCGCCACUGUUCUUCCAGCGUGAAGCUUUGUCACCCAAAGAAGCAAGGCCCAUCAAGCACGGGGGUAGUAUGGCUCACCUAAUGUUUACUCGGGAGUGAUCGUUCCUUGUGAAAUUUGAAAAUGCGCGCGAA
Molecule: messenger RNA, 970 nt
Organism: Aphanomyces astaci
Lineage: Eukaryota; Oomycota; Saprolegniomycetes; Saprolegniales; Verrucalvaceae
Exons: 2
Coding region: 19-642 (207 amino acids)
Biological process (GO): positive regulation of cytokinesis; cytoplasmic microtubule organization; mitotic spindle midzone assembly
Cellular component (GO): mitotic spindle pole; cytoplasmic microtubule; midbody
Molecular function (GO): microtubule binding
Source: RefSeq, a predicted model, not a curated record